Emiliania huxleyi CCMP1516 is the source of this 1327-nucleotide messenger RNA. RefSeq lists its product as hypothetical. The coding region runs from base 22 to 1284 and encodes 420 amino acids. Lineage: Eukaryota; Haptophyta; Isochrysidales; Noelaerhabdaceae. The transcript is spliced from 9 exons. Gene Ontology annotation, cellular component: cytosol. Gene Ontology annotation, molecular function: 3'-5'-DNA exonuclease activity. The record is from RefSeq and is a predicted model, not a curated record.
GCCUGCCUUCUCACGAGUUGGAUGAGCAGCGCCUCGCUCCAGAGUCUCCAGCUGCUGCUGGCGCAGUGUCGCGCCGGCACAGUCACGCCACCGACACGCGUUCACCGCGUCGCUCUGACCGCCGUUCCAAAGCCAACACAGCCGCCGCCGCCGCCGCCGCCGCCGCCGGCGAGCGAAGCCGUGGCAGCGGCGCCGACGCCCACCGCGGCUCGCUUCGUCGACAUCGGAGCGAAUCUGCUCGACUCGAUGUUUGCCGGCAGCUACCGCGGCAAGCAGGCGCACGAGGCCGACCUCGACGCCGUCCUGGCGCGAGCCGCCGCGUGCGGCGUGCAGCACGCCAUCGUCACCGCCGGAACGCUCGAGGAGUCGAGGCUGGCGCUCGAGCUCGUGCGUCGGCAGCGCGCCGGCGGCUGCCCCGUCCGGCUCCACUCGACCGUCGGUGUCCACCCCACGCGCUGCCUUGACUUUCUGCCCGAGGCGGAGAGGGCCGAGAUCGAGGCGGCGAUGGCGGCGGCGGCGGACGGCGGCGGCGGCGGCGAGGAGACGCUGGCGGCGAUCGAGGCUGAGGUGCUUGCGCGGCCUUCAGUGAUGGCGGCGAUUGAGGCGCACGCGCAGGCGCUGCGACGCCUCCUGUCGCAGGGGCGGGAGGAGGGCCUCGUCGCCGCCAUCGGUGAGUGCGGCCUCGACUACGACCGGCUGCACUUUUGCCCUCGGCUCGUGCAGCGGGCAGGCUUCGCGGCGCAGCUCGGCUUGGCGACGGAGGGCGGCCCGCCGCUCUUCCUCCACAACCGCGCGGCGCGGGGCGAGUUCGCGGCCAUGUGCAAGGAGAGGCGCGGGGCUGUCGGGGCGGCGGGAGGGGUCGUACACUCGUUCGACGGCGACGCGGCGGAGCUGGAGCAGCUGCUCUCGCUCGGUCUCGAGAUCGGCAUCAACGGCUGCUCGCUCAAGACGGAGGCAAACCUGGCCGUCGCGGCGCGAGUGCCGCUGGGCCGGCUUCAUCUGGAGACGGACGCUCCGUGGUGCGGCGUCAGGCGCACGCACGCGGGCGCCUCGCACCUCCGCCCGCUGCGCCACGCCGCCACCGGAGCGGUUUGCGGUUGGGCCGAGGAGAAGAAGGAGCGGUGGCGGCGCGGCGCGACGGUCAAGGACCGGGGCGAGCCGUGCCACAUCCAGCACGUCCUGCAGGUGGUCAGCGGCGCGCGGGGCGGAGGAGAGGAGGGCGAGGCGGAGGUGGCGGCGGCCGCGUUCGCAAACUCAGUGCGCGUCUUUGGACUGGCGUCGUGACAGUUCCAGUCGUGAAGCUUUACUCAAUAAAGCGCCAUCUUAC